AUUUCAGCAAGAAAAAUAAAUAAACGAGCCCCUCGAAUCUUGGUCCUGCACCAACGGCACUCAGUGGCCGUCCCUUCGCCAUUUCUCUCUCGGGAUAGAAUUUCGGAUCACCGCAUGACUCGUUCCUUCUCCCUCUUCAACUUUUUCUAACCGCUUUCGCCUCCUCAUUCCUUUUUCUUCUCACGAAGGUUAUAGGGUUCUUCUUCUCUCUCGAUUCUUCUGCUUCCCUUUUCCCCUUUCUGGGUUUUGCUUCUUUGACCUGCCCCUCUUUACCCCCUUUUUCGUUUUUCCCGUCUUUGUCAGACAGAUUCUUCUUUUUCCCCAAUUGGGUUUUUGGGGUUUUGGGGGUUUUCACUUGUUCUUUAGCUUUUUGGCUGAAUUUGUACUGGUGGGUUCUGGGUGUGUCUGUUUUUUCUUCGCCCCCAAUUUCUGUGUACCAUUUGUAGUGGUACGAUUCUGCCUCUGUUGAUGGCCUGUUGUUGAUGUCUCUGGACGUUGAAGCCGGUUCGAGUUCAAAAGGGAUCAUGGGGUUCGACGAGAAAGACAAAGAUGGGAAAGAAGACGCUUCACCAAAAGACGUUUCACAGCCCAAAAAAGCUGAGGAUGAAGAGGACCCGGAUGCGCCUGCUGGGAUGAGUAGGAAAAUGAGCGAGAACUCCAUCUGUGCAACUGAAGAGGAAGACGACGAAGAUGGAAGGAAAAUCGAAUUGGGUCCUCAGUACACUUUGAAAGAACUCAACGAGAAGGACAAGGAUGAUGAAAGCCUGAGGAGGUGGAAGGAACAGCUUCUGGGGACUGUGGAUUUUGAAGCCGUUGGAGAAACUCUGGAACCGGAUGUGAAGAUUGUAAGCCUUGCAAUAAAAUCGUCGGGGCGGCCUGACAUUGUUCUGCCAGUUCCAGAGAGUGGGAAUCCCAAAGGCCUGUGGUUUACUUUGAAGGAAGGCAGCCGUUAUAGCCUCAAGUUCACUUUUCAGGUCAGCAACAACAUUGUUUCUGGCCUCAAAUAUACCAAUACAGUGUGGAAAACUGGCGUCAAAGUUGACAGUACAAAAGAGAUGAUAGGAACCUUCAGCCCCCAGCCUGAACCUUAUGAUCAUGAAAUGCAGGAAGAAACAACCCCUUCUGGCAUCUUCGCCAGGGGAUCAUAUUCAGCCAGAAGCAAG
Molecule: messenger RNA, 1163 nt
Organism: Momordica charantia (bitter melon)
Lineage: Eukaryota; Viridiplantae; Streptophyta; Magnoliopsida; Cucurbitales; Cucurbitaceae
Source: RefSeq, a predicted model, not a curated record